AUGGAUUUAUGCAGAUGCAAAGCAACAAUGCUAUCAAAUGGACAAGAAUUCCAGAAAGGGGCAAAGGACAUUCAAUCAAAGGUUUCAGAGAAGUGCAUAUCUCUAUGGUAUUGGCUGGAACUCCCUUACAGCCAGAGUGGAAUCCAAAUAGAACAGAGAGGCAAAGAACUUAGGAUUACUGCUAAAAUGAUGUUGUCUCUAAUAUGGGAAGAUGAUUCAAGCUUACAUCUCAUACUCAACAAGAAAUACAUGGGACAAACUUGCGGUCUCUGUGCCGAUUAUGAUGGAGACCAAAAUAAUGAUUUGGUUUACAAAGACAGCCUUCUACAACCUAUUGAGUAUGGAACUUUGCACAAAUUAAGAAAGCCAGAACAAAAUUGUGUGGACCCUAAACCAGAGUCUAAAGAGCGAUGCUUCGUAUUUAGAGCUCUUUGCCUCAAUCUAUUGACAAAUUACAAGUGGAAAAGAUGUAAUCGACUGGUGGAUCCAGACCCUUAUGUUGAGGCCUAUAUGCAUGACAUGUGUAUUUGCAAUUCAUCUGUGAAGUACAGCUCCUUUUGUCUGUGUAGCACUAUUGCAGAGUACUCUCGACAGUGUGCAAUUGCUGGAGGAAAACCGCCAGACUGGAGAAGUCCUGAAAUGUGCUACUUACAAUGCCCUUAUAAUCUUGUCUAUAAAGAAUGCAGUUCUCCUUGUGCUCCUACAUGUUCAAACCCAGGAAGACAGUUUUUUUGCGAUGGGACAUGUGUGGCUGGUUGUGUCUGCCCAACAGGACUGGUUUUAGAUGAUAUUACAAAUUCUGGAUGUGUCCCAUUAAAAAACUGUUCUUGCAUCUUCAACAAUGAUGUUUACCCGCCAGGAUCCUAUUACCAUGCGCCCUGUUCUACAUGUUUGUGUACUGGAAGCCACUGGACCUGUGAAAAUCUCCCUUGCCCAAGCUCUUGUUCUGUUGAAGGAGGAUCCCACAUAACUACAUUUGAUAAAGCCCGAUAUACAUUCAAUGGAAAAUGUAUCUAUAUGCUUGCAAAGUCUUGUGCAGAUAAUGCUUUCCUGGUGAAUAUAGAAAUGCAGAAAUGUGCAUAUGCAGAAACUGCAACUUGCUUAAAAAGGGUAUUUUUGUUCCUUGAUCGGGGGAAAGCUAUAUUUGAAAUUAAGUACGACAAAAGUGAUUUUCCCCAUGUAGAAUUUGAUGAGAAAGAAAUGGCUGAAGCUGGUGUUCAGAUAUUUUGGCCUUCCUCAUUCUACAUGAUCGUGCAAACCAACAAAGGCCUCUAUUUGCAGGUGCAGCUAACUCCCAUCAUGCAACUAUAUGUCAUUCUAGACCCAUCUUACAAGAAAAAAACAUGUGGUCUCUGUGGAAACUUUAAUGACAUUCAGAAAGAUGAUUUUCGGUCGAGUAGUGGAGCUGUUGAGGCUAAUGUUGUAGAUUUUGCCAACACAUGGAAAGCUCAAUAUUCCUGUACAAAUGUGAAACCUGUCCCAGAACACCCAUGCAGCUAUGGCAUGGAAAUAGUGUGCACUCCUCCAAUGGUCUACUUUGACUGUGAAAAGGAUGGGGACAAGGGAUCAGAAUGCCCAAACACUUGUCAUACAUUAAAUGCCCAGUGUGGAAACAAACUUAUUCUCUCAGAUGGAAACUGGGAGGUGGAGCAGACCUUCAGUGAAAUUGACAUAGCAUACAAAGUCCGGAACAUGGGCCUGUUUCUGGUGGUUGAAACUACAAAUGGGCUUGUUAUAAAAUGGGACAGGAUGACAAGUAUCUACAUUUAUUUGAGCAUCAGUUUCAAGGGGAAGGUCUGUGGUCUUUGCGGUAAUUUUGAUGGCAAUAUAAACAAUGACUUCACUACUAGAAGUAAAUGUGUGGUUGAAGAUGCAACAGAGUUUAGAGAUAGUUGGAAAGUGUCACCAACCUGCCCAGAGGUCUAUAUAUCCAAAGAUCCAUGUUCAAUCAAUCCACAUCGGGUAUCUUGGGCACAGAAACUUUGCAUGGUUAUCAACAGCGAUGUGUUCUCUAAAUGUCAUUCUGAGGUGGACCCUGAGAAAUAUUAUGAGGCCUGUAUUAGAGAUACUUGUGCAUGUGACAUUGGUGGAGACUGCAAUUGCUACUGCACAGCAAUAGCAGCUUAUGCCCAAGCCUGCAGUGAAGCUUGUGUAUGUGUAGACUGGAGAACACCUACCCUUUGUCCCCUGUUCUGUGACUUCUACAACAAAGAAGGACAGUGUGAAUGGAGCUACAUGCCGUGUGGCGCACCAUGUAUGAAGACUUGCAGGAACCCCUCAGGAACUUGUGUGCAUCACCUUAAAGGUUUGGAGGGCUGCUAUCCCAAGUGUCCAGAGAAUAAACCCUUUUUUAAUGAAGAUGAAAUGCUAUGUGUUGCUAAUUGCGGUUGCUUAGACACUGAUGACAAUUAUUACAAGCUUGGAGAGAAAGUUGAAUCCUGCAACAUAUGUGAAAGCUGGUAUAGUUUUCAGUCAGUCAUUUUAAUCUAA
Xenopus tropicalis (tropical clawed frog) is the source of this 2490-nucleotide messenger RNA. RefSeq names its product mucin-5B-like. The transcript has 19 exons. NCBI's taxonomy places the organism in Eukaryota, Metazoa, Chordata, Amphibia, Anura, Pipidae. The record is from RefSeq and is a predicted model, not a curated record. Bases 1 to 2490 code for a protein of 829 amino acids. Gene Ontology annotation, cellular component: extracellular region.